AUGCUUCCAACAGUGGACCUCAAGACAGCACAACACACCGAGCAGCAGCUCCAGCCGCCCAAGGAGCAGCACUACAAGAACUGGCCAAACGCCGGAGCUUUCAACGCUCUCGGUGACACCAGAACCAAAGUCGACCUUUCAACCUCUGGCAUCUUCCCCAGCUACGUCGCCGGGACCCUGUAUCGCACUGGACCCGGAGGCUACAAAGUGCCACGCAGCAACCCUAAAGAUGGAUUCAUGGCUUGCCAUCACUGGUUCGAUGGAUUUUUCACGACGCACAAAUUCGACCUCAUCUCGAAUGCAAAUGGUGCGUGUGACGUAACUUACAUGUCGUACUGUCAUGUCGAUGAGUCGAUUGAAAGCGCGAGGAAGACGGGAAAGCUGGAGGGUGUAACGUUUGCUCAGAAGAGAGAUCCUUGUGACACAUUCUACAAGAAGCUCAAGACCGUCUUCGAACCCGUCAUUCCCGGCCGCACUCACCGCGCUGCGAGUGGCGUUGCGAUUCGGGACAUUCUCCCCGCCGAAGCUGGAGAAGUGAGGAAGCAGCUCGGAAGGGAUUUUUCGCCAAACAACGUCCUCAAUUUGACCACCGACCACUCGGCGGUGAAGACGAUUGACGCCGAUACUUUGGAACCUCUGGGUGUAACCCGACAAGAGCAUCUUCACCCUUCGCUUGCAGGACAGCUUUCCGCCGCGCACGCCGAACACGAUCCCAUCACGGGUGAGGUCUUCAACUACAACCUCGCAAUGGGCCGGAAAGACGUCUACCGCGUCUUCUGUGCAGACCCUGCCACGGGCAAGGUCGACAUUCUGGCAGAGCUAUCAGGCCCAGACUUCAAGGCGGCGUACAUCCACUCCAUGUUCUUGACCAAGAACUUUGUCAUCCUGUGUAUCUGGCCUGCUUACCUGAAAGGAAUCAAGGUCCUCUGGGAGAAAAAUCUGAUGGACGCCAUGAGUUUCGAUCCAGCUGCGAAGGCGACCUGGUGUGCCAUUGAUCGCCACCACGGUCGGGGAUUGGUCAAGAAGUUCCAGUCGCCUGCUUUCUUCUCCUUCCAUUCCACCAACGCCUUCGAGGAAGUCGUCUCCAACUCAUCGACCAACGGCGACGCUGAAGUCGACAUCAUCUGCGAACUGGUCACCUUCGAAAACGCCGACAUUCUACGCAACUUCUACUACGACAACCUCGUCUCCAACGCUCCCCACGUUACCAAAUUCCUCAAAACCGCCAAAAUCGACGCCACGCUCGCCCGCUACAAACUCGCCGCCGUCCCUCUCACCGCCAAAGUCCCAUCCACCGCCAGCAAAACCUCCCACCCCGCCGAACGAACUCUCGCAAUCGACGUCUCCCGAGCAGGCGAUCUUCCCGUCACGAACCCCCGUUACGCCAUGCAACCUCAUCGAUACGUCUGGUCGAUUCUCAACCGCGGAAAAUCCUCUUUCGUCGACGGGUUGGUGAAGACGGAUACUCUGACGGGAGAAGCCAAAGUGUGGGAACAAGACAAGCAUAGUCCUGGCGAGCCGAUUUUCGUUCCCAGACCGAGUACGGUAGAAGAGGAGGACGGUGCGCUUUUGAGUGUGGUGUUCGAUGGGGAGACUGGAUCGAGUUAUUUGUUGUGUUUGGAUGCGAGGACGAUGGAGGAGGUGGCGAGGGCGGAGGUUGGGAGGGCUGUGGGGUUUGGGAUUCAUGGGAGGCAUGUGCCGACUAGGUUGUGA
Messenger RNA from Zymoseptoria tritici IPO323, 1713 nucleotides. RefSeq lists its product as uncharacterized. Bases 1 to 1713 code for a protein of 570 amino acids. Gene Ontology annotation, molecular function: carotenoid dioxygenase activity. Gene Ontology annotation, biological process: carotene catabolic process. Lineage: Eukaryota; Fungi; Ascomycota; Dothideomycetes; Mycosphaerellales; Mycosphaerellaceae. The record is from RefSeq and is a predicted model, not a curated record. The transcript is spliced from 3 exons.